GUGGGGAGUGCUGCUGGUAACCUGGCAGCCGCGGAGAGAGAGAAGAUUAUAAAUGCCAGAGCCAUUUAACUGAUGGAUAGCUGCUGAAUGCUGUCACUUCUUUAAAUACCUUCUUGCACCAACAUCAUCUCUGGGAGAAAUUCAGGAAAAGUAACAGAGGGAAGGAAAGAUCACAGUUACAUGUACCAUGGCUAUACCAAUAACAGUGCUUGACUGUGAUCUCUUGUUGUAUGGCCGAGGUCACCGGACAUUGGACCGCUUUAAGCUGGAUGAUGUGACAGAUGAAUACUUGAUGUCCAUGUAUGGGUUUCCUCGACAGUUCAUUUAUUACUUGGUUGAACUCUUAGGGGCAAGUCUUUCUAGACCUACUCAGAGAUCCCGAGCUAUUAGCCCAGAGACACAAAUCCUUGCAGCACUGGGCUUCUAUACGUCAGGUUCCUUCCAGACUCGGAUGGGAGACGCUAUUGGAAUCAGUCAGGCAUCUAUGAGUCGAUGUGUUGCCAAUGUCACUGAAGCACUUGUGGAAAGAGCCACACAGUUCAUUCGUUUUCCAGCUGAUGACGCCUCCAUGCAGGCUCUGAAGGAUGAAUUCUAUGGGUUGGCAGGGAUGCCAGGAGUGAUAGGGGUGGUUGACUGUAUCCAUGUGGCAAUCAAGGCACCAAAUGCUGAAGACCUCUCCUAUGUGAACCGCAAAGGUCUACAUUCUUUAAACUGUCUGAUGGUGUGUGACAUCAGAGGGGCACUGAUGACUGUGGAGACCACCUGGCCAGGUAGCCUACAGGACUAUGCUGUGCUGCAGCAAUCCUCCCUCAGUAGUCAGUUUGAAGCCGGGAUGCACAAAGAUAGCUGGCUGCUUGGUGACAAUUCCUUCUUUCUCCGUACUUGGCUCAUGACCCCCCUUCAUAUUCCUGAAACUCCAGCCGAAUAUCGCUACAAUAUGGCCCAUUCUGCAACCCACAGUGUGAUUGAGAAGACCUUCCGAACCCUCUGUUCCCGAUUCCGCUGCCUGGAUGGGUCCAAGGGGGCCCUGCAGUACUCACCAGAGAAGUCCAGCCACAUUAUCUUGGCUUGCUGUGUCCUCCACAACAUCUCCCUGGAGCAUGGGAUGGAUGUUUGGUCCUCUCCAAUGACAGGGCCCAUGGAGCAGCCCCCUGAGGAGGAGUAUGAGCACAUGGAGUCCCUGGACCUAGAGGCUGACCGAAUGCGUCAGGAGCUGAUGCUCACUCAUUUUAGCUAAUGUGAAAGCUGGUGGGGAAGUGGAGGGUGGGGUGGAGGGAAACUUUCCAGAAGGAGCUGGGACAAACUUUCCCCUUCACCACCCCAUACAGAGUCCCAUCAUCCAGCAUGACUAUGUGGACACUUGUCACAAAUUGAUACUUAAUCUGUGUAUUUUAGAAGGGCUAUGGCUAUGCCAGAAUAUCUUGAUAACACUUAAAAAUAUAUUAGCUAAACCAAAACCAAGACAACAGAUUCCUGCUAUCCGCUGAACUCCAGGGUGAGCACUACUCAUUCGAAAACUCACUAGUAGUAGACAUUUAUGAUUGUGCCUUCAAAAUCAAAGCAAAAGGGAAAAUGGCAGUCAGUCAGAUGUUUUAUGUUUGUUUUUUAAACUAUGCAGAGAUUUCAAAUGAAAGUGCUAUGUGUUUGUCCUGAAUUAUUAGAUGGAAUUAUUAGAUGGAACGUUCUACUUUGCUGCCUGCAUAGAGAUAAUUGAGGCAAGUGUGAAGAGUAGAUGUAAGUUAGGGGAAUGGUCUUCUGACAUAAAUGAGUGGCUACUAAUAUGAGUUUGCAACCUUGUGUUUUUAAAAGGAUGUUGGGGACAGUC
This is a messenger RNA of Suricata suricatta (meerkat), 1825 nucleotides long. It is a transcript of the gene HARBI1, whose product is annotated as harbinger transposase derived 1. The coding region runs from base 188 to 1237 and encodes 349 amino acids. The record is from RefSeq and is a predicted model, not a curated record. The transcript has 3 exons. Lineage: Eukaryota; Metazoa; Chordata; Mammalia; Carnivora; Herpestidae.